AUGAAUCCGAAUUUGUCCCAACUUGUCCUGCGCUCACAGUUGAUUCGCGUCAUGGAAGGUUUGGAGCAUUUCGUUCAACUGGAUUUGCUGGAGCUUUACGACAAUCAAGUGGAAGAACUCGCCUGUUUGGGGGACGGAGAGGAUGGUGCCCCGGGAAAGACGCUCCGUGUCCUCGACAUGAGCUACAAUGUGAUUCGAGAUAUGCAACCGGUUAUGUUUUGUCCAAAUUUACAAGAGCUUUACCUGGCCAACAACAAGCUCAGAAACAUGGCAGGGCUGGGGUCCUUGACCAAAUUGCGCAAAAUUGACUUGGGUGCCAACCGCAUUCGCGAAAUGGACGCGGCCGAGCUCGCUCCUCUCGUCCAUUUGGAAGAACUGUGGUUGGGUAAGAACAAAAUCGAACGCAUCGAGGGACUGUCCACUCUGAAAAAGCUACGCCGACUCGAUAUUCAGUCAAACCGGUUAACGCAAGUCGAAAACUUGACGUCGCAGACGGAAACGUUGGAAGAAUUGUACCUGGCGCACAACGGCAUCGCGACGGAGGGCACCAUCUUACCGUCGGGGCUGGGUCAAACCUUUGAGCUGUUGAACGUCCUGGACUUGAGUCGCAAUCGUUUGACCCAAGUGAAUCAACUUGGACAUUUAAAAUCGUUGGAAGAACUAUGGCUGUCGGGCAACAAAAUUGCAACGUUCGACGACGUCCAGAAUUUAUCCUCGUUGGGUGAAAGUCUGCAGACGGUUUAUUUAGAAUACAACCCACUCCAGGAAGAUCCGUUGUACCGCAAAAAGCUAGCCGAGCUGAUUCCUAGUUUAUCCCAGAUUGACGCCACUCUGAUU
Molecule: messenger RNA, 837 nt
Organism: Phaeodactylum tricornutum CCAP 1055/1
Lineage: Eukaryota; Bacillariophyta; Bacillariophyceae; Surirellales; Neidiaceae
Exons: 2
Cellular component (GO): cytoplasm
Molecular function (GO): protein binding
Source: RefSeq, a predicted model, not a curated record